Molecule: messenger RNA, 783 nt
Organism: Aspergillus luchuensis
Lineage: Eukaryota; Fungi; Ascomycota; Eurotiomycetes; Eurotiales; Aspergillaceae
Gene: prs3
Product: proteasome core particle subunit beta 6
Exons: 2
Coding region: 1-783 (260 amino acids)
Cellular component (GO): proteasome core complex
Source: RefSeq, a predicted model, not a curated record
AUGACGACUCUUGCCGGCAACCCUCUUAGCGAGGCCAUCGGAUACUCCUUCUCCAAUGCGAACAGUGCUCCCCACAGAGAGCACUCUUUCUAUCCUUAUACGGAUAACGGCGGCUCUACCUUAGGCAUUACUGGCUCCGAUUUCGCGAUCCUGGCUGGAGAUACUCGAUCCGUUGCAGGAUACAACAUUAACUCUCGUUAUGUUCCCAAGGUGUUCAAGAUUGGCGGUGAUGACGAGUCUGGCGAAGGUGCCAACAUCGUCUUGUCAGUCGUGGGUUUCGCAGCAGAUGGCCAGGCCCUCAAAGAGCGACUAGAUGCAGUGGUGAAGAUGUACAAAUACCAACACGGAAAGCCCAUGUCCGUGAGAGCCUGUGCCCAGCGCUUGUCAACAAUUCUUUACCAGAAACGGUUCUUUCCCUACUAUGUGCAUGCUAUCUUAGCGGGCUUGGACGAGGAUGGUAAGGGUGCCUUGUACAGCUACGAUCCGGUUGGCUCGUACGAGAGAGAGCAAUGCAGGGCUGCAGGGUCUGCAGCAAGUCUGAUCAUGCCGUUCCUGGACAACCAGGUCAACUUCAAAAACCAAUAUAUUCCGGGUAGCGGGGAAGGGCAUGCCCUUGAGCCCAAGAAAGCGGAGCCACUACCAAGAGAUACUGUUGAGCAGCUGGUGCGAGAUGCAUUCACUAGCGCCGUCGAAAGACAUAUUGAGGUCGGAGAUGGCUUGCAGAUGAUGGUUAUUACCAGGAGUGGGAUCGAGGAGAUUUAUUAUCCGUUGAAGAAGGAUUAG